ACAGGCCAGCGAUAGCGGGUAACAGCGGUUAUCGAGUCACAGUCCCGGCACUGUGCAGCACUGGCGGCCAGAGAAAAUUUUUAAGAGCAGAAGCUGGUCGUUGUUCGGGAUUUCCUCAAUUUAAAGCCAAUUUGUAGUAUUAAAGCUGGUUAAUUAUGCAGCGAAAACGAGCGCGGAUCGCGUGAAAUGCAUGCGAACGGCAUCGGUGCGGUAAAUCAGUGCAAAAUCCAGCCCAAAUGUUUGAAGUGAAAAUCCCCCAACAAGAGGCGUAGAGGAUAAGACACACACACCCAUACACACACACACACAUAUAGAGAUUACACUCGCCAUCAGGAUAGGGGAGUGUGGUGUGGCGGACAAAAGUGAAAGAGUGCCGAAAGUGUAGUGCCAAGUGCAGCGGGGAGCGGGCGUCUGAGCCGUUAUCCCCCAAAAUAAAAUCCCAAAAACUAAUCCGCCAGCAUGGAUGCCGAAACACAGGAAAUACGACAGGCUCGUCAACGUGCUUCCGUCAAGUGGCUGCUCUCGAAGGCCUUCAACAAUCGCGUGCCGGACAACCUUAAGGAGCCCUUCUAUCGCGACCAUGAGAACCAGGAGCGCCUCAAGCCGCAGAUCAUCGUGGAGCUGGGCAAUGCCACGCUCUACUGCCAGACGCUCUCCAAUCUGUACUCAGAUCCCAACUACCAAAGCCUGAACCACUGGUCAAUAUUACAGACGCUAGCGCGCAAGGGUGUCCCGGUGGCCGAAUCCUCGGACAUGCCCAUUACCGAAACGGUAUUAAUUCAAACGAAUCCGCUGCGAAUUAACGCCCACAUGUCUGUGAUAGAAUCGCUGAUGGUUUUGUAUGCGAAGGAAAUAUCAUCGGGUGACCGCGUCAUGGCGGCCAUACGAAGAAUAUCUGGCAGCAAUUACCAGGCGCCUCCUGGCCAGUCUUAUGAGCAAGCUCUGCUGGCGUGGAUAUCUCAUGCGUGCGCCGCUUUAAAGAAACGCAUCAUCAAGGAGGUGGAGACAGGCCUGCCUGAUGAUAAUGGCUCUCGUUUGCAGACGCCGGACAUACCACCUGUGAGAGACUUCCAGGACCUGUGCGACGGCAUCUGCCUGGCGCUGCUCAUCUCAUACUAUUGCCCCAAGGUGGUGCCGUGGACGAGUGUGCGGAUCAACUAUCUGCCUGCCGUUGAGGACUCCAUCCACAAUAUUCUGCUGGUGGGCAAUUUCUCCCAGAAGCAUCUGCCAUACAGCGUGUUCCACAUGACGCCCGAGGACGUGACCUACAUGCGCGGAUCGAUGAAGCUGAAUCUGGUCUUGCUGCUCACGGAUCUGUUCAAUCUCUUCGAGAUACACCCGGCCAAGUGUGUCUGCUACCCGGGAAUGGAUGGCCAGGAUGUCAUCGCCCGACGCAGCCUGGGCGCCAACGAGCACGGGAUAUGCCACCGGCGAGGCCUCACUGUACAGCCCGUCACCCCUAUACCCGAUCUGCGCAGCGAUCUCGACACGCCGCCCGUCGGCUCGCCCUCGAAUCGGCCACCGUUCCAAGUUCCGCACUCGAAUUCAUUCGGCGGCGGCCUAAAUCGAAGAUCAACCCCGCCCACCGAAUACCAGACGGUCCAGACCAAUAAUUUCGACAGUAAUCAUGAGGAAGCGUUCGUCGUGCACAAGUCGCGUGGCAUCACCACACUCGCAUCCAUGCACUCGCAGCAUCAGCAACAGCAGCAGCAGCAGCAGCUCCACCAGCAGCAGCAGCAACAGCAAUACCAGCACCAACAAUCGCAGCUUCAGCUUCAGCAGCAGGAGCCCUUGGUUCCGGCUCGCUUGCGCCAGGCUAAAGAAAAGACCAAUGUCGAUUCGAAGGCGGACGAAAGAGGCGACUAUGCCGCCGCGGGUCGACCAAGUAACUGGGAACAGAGCCGGCGGCCAAGCUUUGCAGGUCGUCGCUCGCGCAGGAACUCCUCCAGCGAAGACUCCCAGCUGACGAUUGAAAACUUUGGCGGCUCCCAGGAUCAGUUGAACACGCUGGGUCGAUUCGAUCGUGAGCGGGACAGGGAACGGAAGCUCUCCAACACCAGCAUAGUAGUUGAACCCGCUGUGGCCAUACGCUCCUCGAUUGCCGAUGCCCGCGGCACGUUGCAAUUGGGCUACGAUACGGACUCGGGUUCUGAGAAGCAGGAUCGCGAAACGGAAAAGUAUUCGAUGCGUCGACAAGCCAGUGUCGACAAUGUGCCAACGGUGUCGUCGCACAACCUCUCGAACGCUGGCAGCCCGCUGCCGACGGCCCGGCACAAGCAACAUUCCAUCGACAAAGACUACAACAACAGCAGCAUGAUGGCGGAUGGAGGUUAUAGCGAUGCUCGCUCCACCAGUGGCUACGAUCCGGAGAGCACGCCCGUGCGCAAGUCCUCAACGAGCAGCAUGCCGGCCAGUCCAGCCGCCUGGCAGCUGGAUGUCGGCGAUGAUGACAUGCGCUCGCUGGAGAACGCCAGCAAGCUCUCCACCAUUCGAAUGAAGCUGGAGGAGAAGCGGCGCCGCAUUGAGCAGGACAAGCGUAAGAUCGAGAUGGCUCUGCUGAGGCACCAGGAGAAGGAGGAUCUUGAGUCGUGCCCGGACGUAAUGAAGUGGGAGACCAUGAGCAACGAGUCUAAGCGCACGCCUGACAUGGACCCCGUGGACUUGGACAAAUACCAGCAAAGCAUCGCCAUUAUGAACAUGAACCUUCAGGAUAUCCAGCAGGAUAUCCACCGCCUGGCCACGCAGCAGAGCCAAAUGCAGGCCCAGCACCUGCAGGCCCAGCAGCUGAUGCAGGCCCAGCAGAUAGCCAACAUGCUGAACCAGCAGCAGACCUACGGGUCGCAGCAGCACCUGGCCGAUCACCACUACCAGCAGCCGAGGCCCAUGCAGCAAAGCUUUGGCUCAUCGCCGCAUCUUCCGCAGGCUUACAACUACAGCUCCCGUCCGCCCAGCCGCGAUCCCUACCAGCAGCACCAACAGCAGCAGCAGCCCAUGGCCAUGCCCCAGCCGAUGCAGUUCGUCAACGAGCACGGCCAGUACAUGUCGCCGCCGCAGCCCGCUCACUACAUGUCGCCCCAGCAGCACCAGCAGCAGCCGCAGAGCAUCUACAGCGACAACGGAGCUGCCUACAACCACUCCCCCUACGGCGGAGCUCCGCCGCCGCAGUACAGGAGCAGCGUGGUCUACGACGACUACGGCCAGCCCACCAAUCAUUUCUACUUGCACGAGUCCUCGCCACAGCCGCCCCAUCCCCAGCAGCAGCAUCCGCAGCGACGGACCUGGGCCCACUCGGCGGCAGCAGCGGCCUACGAGCAGCAGCAGCACCAGCAGAUGCAACAGCCGCUGGUGGAUGUGAACGCCUGGCAGACGCAGCAGCAGCCGAAACAGCCGAAGCAGACCUGGAUGAACAGGCCGCCCUCGAGUGCGGGAGCACCCAGUCCCGGGAGCUUUGUGCUCCACCAGAACGGAGCAGGAAAUGGGGGUGGCGGCGAGCUGCAGCACUUGUUCCAGGUGCAGGCCUCGCCCCAGCAUAGAGGAGCCAAUGGCGUGCAGCGCCAGCAGUCGCUGACCAAUCUGCGCGACAACCGAUCGCCCAAGGCGCCACAGCCCAUGGGCAUGCCCAUGGACUUGCCGAUGCAGCCGGAGGACAUGAUGGCGCCGCAGAGCAUUUGCUUCAUCGGCGACGAGGAGGAUGUGGACGAGCUGGAGCGGAACAUCAUCGAGUCCAUGCAGUCCACGCGCAUCUCCGACUUUGUCCACCAGCAGCAGCAGCAACACCACCAGCAGCAGAAGCUCCAGCAACAGCAGCAGCGAUUGCAGGGACACAGCGGCAGGGGCAGCAGCUCGGAGGACUACGACAGCGGGGAGAUGAUCUCCAACAAGCUGAACAUCACCAGUGGCAACCUCACCUACCGCAUUCCCUCGCCCUCCCGACCUUCCAUCCAGGCCAACAGCUUUCAGGACCCGAGAGUUGCGGCACCGGCAGCAGCCGCCCCCGGCGAGGAUCAGCCACCGGAAAAGGGCUUCUACAUCUCGUUCGACGACGAUCAGCCGAAGAGGCCAAAGCCGCCGCUCAGGGCCAAGCGAUCGCCGAAGAAGGAGGCGCCACCGGGAAGUCGGGACAGUGUGGAUCAGGCGAUAAAGCGAGAAUCCCUCAGUCAACUGCACAACAACAACAAUAUUGGGAUCGGAGGGGAGGAUAGCAACAACAAGACGGUCACCAGACACAGCGUGCAUGGUCUGAACAACUCCAACAGUGUCAAAUCGCCCGGAAAUGCCACCUACAACAAGUACACCGACGAGCCGCCCAUCCAGCUGCGGCAACUGGCUGUCUCUGGAGCCGUUUCGCCAACUGGCCACGAGCGCCGUCACCUCGAGGAUGUUACCAAUCAGUCGCCACACCAACAGCACCAACAGCCACCGAUGUCGCCCACGCGUCUCCAGCACAGCAAUCAGGCGGCAGAGGCGGCCAGGAACAAGGCGUUGGUGAUAGGAGUGGAUGCCACUAACUUGGAUCCGGACUCUGUGGAUGAGAUGGAGAGACGGAAGGAGAAGAUCAUGCUGCUCUCCCUGCAACGUCGCCAGCAGCAGGAGGAGGCCAAGGCGCGCAAGGAGAUCGAAGCAUCUCAGAAGCGGGAAAAGGAGCGCGAGAAGGAGGAGGAGCGAGCUCGGAAGAAGGAAGAGCAGAUGGCGCGACGAGCAGCCAUUCUGGAGCAGCACAGACUCAAGAAAGCCAUCGAAGAGGCUGAACGAGAGGGUAAAACCCUGGACCGGCCUGAUAUGCAUGUGAAACUGCAACCCCAGUCAUCCACCUCAACGACUCCACGGCUGCGACAGCAGCGCACCACGCGUCCCAGACCGAAGACGAUCCACGUGGACGAUGCCAGUGUGGACAUCAGCGAGGCUUCGAGCAUCUCUAGUCGGGGCAAGAAAGGCUCCAGCUCGAAUCUAACCGGCUACGGUCAGCUAAGCUCAAAUUCAAUGAAACGAGACUACUACAGGGGCUCGCAAGACUCCCUUACCGUGAAAGAGUCACCCGAUGAUUAUCCCAGUACAAGUUCAACUCCGAUUGGACGACGGGGAUCGUACAAAACUUCCAGAGAGCCAGCCGGCGUCGAACGGGGCCGCACUCUGUCGCGUAUCUCCGUCGCAAAGGGCAGCACGCUUAAUUUCCGGGGCCGAAAGUCAAAUUCGCUAAUGAAUCUGUGCGAAACAGAUUCGGGACUGGGACGCGCCACUCCGCCGAGGCGGGCUCCGUCGCCUGGAAUGGGAAUGGGCGCUUCAGGUAGGCAUAUGCCAUCUCCCUCCGGACCUGGCUCUUUGCCGCCAGGUUUGAUAUCGAAACGUCGCGGAUUUGAUGAUGGAUCCAGCGAUUUCUCAUUAACUCCGAAUUUGAACAUGGAAUAUUCGGGUCCAAAACUCUACAAACAACCAGCGGCCAAAUCGAAUCGUGGCAUUAUUCUGAAUGCCGUCGAGUACUGCGUUUUCCCCGGAGUCGUGAACCGCGAGGCCAAGCAGAAAGUGCUGGAGAAGAUUGCCCGGUCGGAGGCGAAGCACUUCCUGGUUCUGUUCCGAGAUGCAGGAUGCCAGUUCCGCGCCCUCUACAGCUACGUCCCCGAAACGGAUCAAGUAACGAAGCUGUACGGCACUGGGCCUAGUCAAGUCGACGAAGUAAUGUUCGACAAGUUCUUCAAAUACAACUCAGGUGGCAAGUGCUUCUCCCAAGUGCAUACAAAGCAUCUGACCGUCACCAUCGACGCCUUCACAAUACACAACUCGCUGUGGCAGGGCAAGCGGGUGCAGUUGCCCAGCAAAAAGGACAUGGCGCUUGUGAUCUAAGCAGCGAGUGGAGGAGUUAAGUGGCAACGAAAUGAUGAAUGUAUCGACGGAGGAGGUAGCCGUUCGGGUGGAGCAGUUUGGCCAACGGGCGCUUGGCGCGGUUUUGGUCGGAACAACACUAUUCUACAAGUUUGCGCAUUAAGACAUCUAUGGAAACAUAACAAAACAUAAACCCAAAAGUUUUUCUAUAGAUCGCCGGGGUUAUUUUUGGUGUUCAUUAAUCGGGGCAAGAGUAUAUAUGAUAUGUAUGUAAUGGCUAAUAACUAUUUGCACAUGUUUGAGAAACAAGAAAUCGGAAUUUAUGGGAAAAGAAUAUUGUAGUAAUUAAUACAAUGCGAUUGAAUAUUUAUUUUGAAUAUAAAAUUCAUAUAUCCAGCCUAAGAAUUUAUUGUUCACGCAAGCCUGAAACAGUAGGAGAAUUGUCUAAAAUGUAAACCAAGAACAGAACGAACCUAGAGCAGAGCACACAAAAGCCAAAUGAGAAUGUAAUGGAAUUAUGAAUUAUUAUAUCUUUUGUUUGCUAAAAUUCAAAACAGGGAUCGGUCGAAUGGUCAUUCUGAUCAUUGAUGUACGACUCUGUCGAUGUACGAGGAUGAAGAACAAAUGUAGAAAAUCAUAUUUUAUUAAUUUGUUUUAUAUUGUUAUGAAGUUAUUCAUGUGAAAUUUUUUCUUGGCCUUUGGGGGCAGGCGGAAAUGAAAUCGUGUACGGGCCGCAGCCAAAGUCGACACUAAUUUUAAUGCCACUAGCUAUUUAUUUUAACACUACUUAAUAUUUACUUUUUAUGCGUAUUUAAAAAGGAAUAAUACAACUAAUAUUUAAAGAUAUAUCUAUACAAAAACCAGAAAAAGACUUUUGACUGCUGAAACUGCUGGAGAUCCAUUUAUUCAUUUAGAUUUCUUAUUUUUUCGCACAGUCAGAUGCACGAGCAGUCAGACUCUAAAAGUGAACAACUUCACACAUUGUGUUGCAAUUUUCAAUUGAUUCGAAAUGCAUUUUGCUUCCCAUUUUGAGGCUGGCCCAAAAAUGUACUUGUAUAACUGCCAUCGCAUUACCUUUUAACUCUGUUUUGCAAAUUAUUCAUUUUUAAGCCCGCUCAACCGAUGCACCCUAGUCCUAACCCCUCACACUCAUCCUGUUUUAAUUAAUAAAGCGAUCGAUCAAUCUAGUUUGGUAUUAUCUAAUUUAUUUUUUAAAUCAAUUGGCCCGCAACCCCUUGAUCUAAAAUGAUAUUACUUUUCAAAAAAAUGUAUUUCAAACGCCGCAUUUUAUUUCAAAUCGCUUAUGUAUGUAGCUAGCGCAGUGAGGGUAACUAAUAACUAAAAACCGCCAUCACAAAACGAUUCCGAGCAGAUCCUGGCAUCUGGCUAGAGGCAUUUCAGGGGGAUCAGGUUAAAAAUAAAAUAUGUAUAUGUACGCGCGAGUCGGCGCAGUUGCGCCCUUGGCGCAAUUUGCUCCCUAAUAAUGAACAUUAAUGAGAUCUAAACAUUAUUAUAUAAAAUGUAAUAAAGUUAUUGAACAUGAUUAUUUAACAAA
Molecule: messenger RNA, 7372 nt
Organism: Drosophila ananassae
Lineage: Eukaryota; Metazoa; Arthropoda; Insecta; Diptera; Drosophilidae
Gene: Patronin
Product: patronin
Exons: 25
Coding region: 460-5838 (1792 amino acids)
Biological process (GO): cytoplasmic microtubule organization; negative regulation of microtubule depolymerization; neuron projection development
Cellular component (GO): microtubule minus-end
Molecular function (GO): microtubule minus-end binding; spectrin binding; calmodulin binding
Source: RefSeq, a predicted model, not a curated record